Molecule: messenger RNA, 571 nt
Organism: Eruca vesicaria subsp. sativa (arugula)
Lineage: Eukaryota; Viridiplantae; Streptophyta; Magnoliopsida; Brassicales; Brassicaceae
Source: the annotation of a GenBank genome assembly
CGAAUCGAAGCUUCUCCGUGGCGAGGCCGAGCGUUAGCUUAUGGAAACAAUGCUGGUAUUUGAACCAGUUGAUGCAACAGAGGGUCUGUGCCCAAGCCCGGUUUUGGGCAUGUGUUCAAGUUUGCACUGGGCCCAACAAAGAGAUGAGACGGACAUGUCUGUGCCACUGAGAUGUAAAGAUGAGGUGAGAGAAAGAGAGAAAAAAACAAUGGCAGCAUUGGAGACGGCUAGAGGGUUGAGAGAGGGAAGCAAAGAUGACGGCGAGGAAGAUGAAAAAGAAAGUGAAGAGGUUGUGAAGGUUCUUCUUUUGGUUGUCAAUGGCUCGUUUUUUCUCAAGGGUUUUCUCGAAGUGGAGGUGGAUUAUGGUAUUUAGGGCUUGAAGGAUGAUUUCUUUGGGAAUAAAUGGUGGUCUUUGAUGGUGGCGGAUCUCUUCCCCGUCGUGGUGGUCCGCCAUUGGAGGACUAGAGAGAGAUAAGAGGGUGGAAGUCUGUGUGGGAACAUGUGGAUCUGGUUUGAUUUUCCAGACACAUAAUGCAUUAAACGGUCUGAAAAGUUUAUUUUUUUUGUAAAC